This is a messenger RNA of Centruroides sculpturatus (bark scorpion), 2213 nucleotides long. RefSeq lists its product as uncharacterized. NCBI's taxonomy places the organism in Eukaryota, Metazoa, Arthropoda, Arachnida, Scorpiones, Buthidae. The record is from RefSeq and is a predicted model, not a curated record. The transcript has a single exon. The coding region runs from base 558 to 2213 and encodes 551 amino acids.
UUAGAGAAAAGCGAGCACUCAAAACUCUAUCACUACCAAAAAGUAUAGAAAAAGCCAUACCCAAUAGAGAAAUAAAUAUAAUCAAUUUAAAAAUAUUAAAGGCAGCAAUAAAAUAUAAAUAUAUAGCGAUUACCAAAAUAAAAAAGAAACUCAGGAAACUAGGCAUCAAACAAGAUAUUCACUUGGAAAGACCCGAAAAAAGAAAACUGGAUAAUUACGAAGAAAAGAAAAUUACACGGCUAAGCAAUAGAUUUGAAUACCCGAGACCCCGUGAAAUCAAAAAGUGGAAAGACAACUUAGUGAUAAACAAAACCGACGUAGAGAUACCAACAAAUAUAUUAAAAAUACUACAAACUGGAUUAGACUUUAACGGCCCAAACCGAUGGGACAAACUAGACAUCAUAUCGCACCUAGAUUAUAUAUGUAGCAAAGUAACCCCCCCAGAGGAUCACAACGAUAUAAAAAUAGAAAUUAGCAACAAAUUAAAAAAUUAUGUAAAAAACGAAAAUAGAGGGAAAAAAAUUACUGAAAAAUCGUACGUCAAAUAUAAAGACAGUAUGGCACAACUACAAACCUACUUAAUAGCAAAUAACAUAGAUAUCAUAAAAGCAGAUAAAUCCAAGCAGAUUAUCAUAGUGAAACAGGAAUGGAUCCAAACCAAAAAAUCAGAAAUAGUUAAUAGCGAGCCUUUCAGAGAACUACCAAUAGACCCAAAAGAAAUCAUUUAUGUUGAACUCAAAAAACGAAUAAAUAAGCAAUUUCAACUAAAAAACAUAGAAAGAGAAGACAAACAGUAUAUUCUAGCAAACGAAAAUAGCAGAACUCCUAAGCUAAACAUACAACUAAAAACACAUAAGCCAGGCGAACAAAUAAGACCCGUCGUCGACUUCAAAAACUCAACCCUAUAUAAUUUAGAAAAAUACUUAAAACGUGAAUUACAAAAGUACAAUAAUUCGGAAUACUCCAUCAAGCACGCAGACGAACUUAUACAUGACAUGAAAAAUAUAAAAAUGAGCAAAAAUUACAGACUCGCAAGCCUAGAUAUAAUAAACAUGUACCCUUCGAUAACCUGGAACCUAAUAGAAAGUACACUAAAAAAGAUUGAAGCAAAGGAAGAGGUAAUGGAUCUAAUAGAAUUCGCAUACAGGAGCAACUAUUUCGAAGUCAACAAUAAGUUCUACACGCAACGGUCAGGCAUAAGCAUGGGAUCAGUUAUAGGACCGAAGCUAGCAGAACUUGUCAUGGUAGAUAUAGACCAAGCAAUCAAAAAGUUUACAGGCAUAAAGUUCUAUAAACGAUACGUGGAUGACAUAAUUAUACUAUACGACCAAGAAUUAACAAAAUUAGAAGAAAUAGAAGAAAAAAUAAACAAAUUAAACGAUAACAUCAAAUUCAAGGUAGAAAAUGAGGCAAACACAGAAAUAAAUUACCUCGACAUAAAAAUAAUCAGGAAAGAAAACAGGAUCGAAUUCGAGCCAUACACAAAACCAUGCGAGAUCAGGAAAGUGCUAAACUACAACUCAAACAUCCCACAGUACAUAAAAGAAAACAUAUUCAUCAUGGAAUAUAAAAAGAUCGAGAACAGAACAAGCUCACUACCGACGAAGGAAAAACACCUCAACGAACUGCGAACAAAAUUCCUACUAAACGGCUAUCCAAAACGAAUGCUAAACAACUGGGAAAGGAAAAUGAACAACAAAAGGCUGGUAAAUAAACAAAACGAUAGAAACACCGUAAGAUACAUACCCUUCCCUUACAUCCGUGGCUUCUUUGAACAAGUAAACAAAAGCUUUGAAAAAAUAGAUAUAAAGCUAGCCCCAACCUAUAACAACCUGCAAAAAAGAAUCCGGAAGACUGUACCCGACAGAAAUAAACAACCAGACAAAUACAGCACUACCGAAGUCGUCUAUAAAAUACCUUGCACAUGCGAACCCCCAAAAGUAUACAUCGGUGAAACAAAAAGAAAAUUAGAAACAAGACUAAAAGAACACAUCGCAGACCUGAAGUAUAACAGAAUCAACUCAGUUUUUUACGAACACUGCACGACCCACAACUGCAAAAUAGAUAAAAAGGAUGCAACAAUAGUACACAAAGAAAAAAAUUGGUACAAAAGAAAAUUCAAAGAAAGCUACGAAAUUACUAUAGACAAAAAUAAUAUUAACAAGAACCUUAGCAUCGACAUUCAUAAAAACUGGCUUCAAUUGUUAAAAUAA